Molecule: messenger RNA, 1750 nt
Organism: Strigops habroptila (Kakapo)
Lineage: Eukaryota; Metazoa; Chordata; Aves; Psittaciformes; Psittacidae
Gene: ZNF277
Product: zinc finger protein 277
Exons: 12
Coding region: 101-1519 (472 amino acids)
Source: RefSeq, a predicted model, not a curated record
GCCCCGGCUGGCUCCGCGUUCCCCGCCGGGCGGGGCGGGGCGGAGCGGAGCUCGGCUCCCAGAAGCCGCCCUACGCCAGGGCGGGGGGAGCGGCAGUGCAAUGGCUGCGUUCCGCGGGGCUGCAGCGCCGUCGGGGCGGGGAGAUACAGAGUGUAUUUUGGAGCCAUUGUCUCUGCCAGAAAGUCCAGGUGGCGUUGCUGCUGUAGAAAAUUCUCCCUAUGUGCCUUGUAUUUUCUGCAAAGAAUGCUAUCUCUCAGCAGAACAAAACCAGCUCCUGAAGCACAUGAUUAUUGAACACAAGCUCGUCAUAGCAGAUGUGAAACUGGUAGUGGAUUUUAGAAGAUACAUCUUGUACUGGAAGAAGAGGUUUGCAGAACAGCCCAUCACAGAUUUUUGUAGUGUGAUAAGAACAAAUUCGGAAGCUCCUUUAGCCCAUUCCAAAGGUUCAGCAAAUUGUGUGCCAGAAAUAUUCAAAGCAGCUGCAAAUUCUCAUCCCUUACCCACACUUCCUAAUCUCUUAACAGAAGAACAGGAUAAUUAUUUUCUUCUAUGUGAUGUUUUACCAGAAGACAGAUUACUUAGAGAACAGCUUCAGCAGAAGAGACUGAGAGAAAUUCUAGAACAGCAACAGCGAGAGAGAGAUGACACAAGUUUUCAUAGUAUGUGUAUGUUCUGCGAUCAGGAAUUCACAGGAAACAGAUCUGUCCUUCUCAAUCAUAUGGCAAGAGAGCAUGCUUUUAACAUUGGGCUGCCAGAUAACAUUGUGAAUUGUUACGAGUUUUUGGCUGUAUUACAGGGGAAGCUCGACAAUUUGCAGUGUUUAUACUGUGAAAGAGUCUUCAGAGACAAAAACACGCUUAAAGAUCACAUGAGAAAGAAACAGCAUCGCAGAAUCAAUGCCAAAAACAAAGAAUAUGACAAAUUUUACAUCAUUAAUUACUUGGAAUUUGGAAAGUCCUGGGAGGAAGUGCAGUCAGAGGAUGACCGGGAGUUACUAGAUAACCUAGAAGAAGACUGGUCUGACUGGGAAGAACAUCCUAUAUGUGCUGUUUGCCUGUUCUGUGAACAACAAGCAGACACCACAGAAAAACUGUAUCUUCACAUGCAGAAAUCACAUGGAUUUGACUUUCCUAAAAUAAAGUCAGAGCAUGGUCUGAACUUUUAUCAGCAAGUAAAGCUAGUGAACUUCAUCAGGAGAGAAAUCCAUCAUUGUCGUUGUUACAACUGCCAGGAGAAAUUCCAGUCUAAAGGAGGAUUGAUAAGUCAUAUGGAGGAGACCAAACAUGUUACAUUCCUGCCAGCCAGGUCUACAUGGGAUCAACCACAGUAUUAUUUUCCUACCUAUGAAAAUGAUACGCUCCUGUGCACGCUCUCAGACAGUGAAGAUCUGAUAACUGAGGAUCAAAGUGAAGAUACCCCUGUUGUAAGCGAAGAUAUAUCCAAUCUAGAAGCUCUCAAACAGAGCAGUGUUUUAAACCAGCUCCUGUAUAAAGAGAACCAGAGUCAGGAGAAAUUCUGACCUUGAAUUACAGCUGCUGACUCUUGAGUGUUUCUUCUGCAAGAUAAAAAAACCCACAUUCUUUCACUAAUAUGGGAAUGCAGUUUAACUCAUAGAUGUUAUCACUGGGCAAAUAUUACAUGAAAGUGAAUGCCAAAUAAAAUUUAAGUGUAAACUCUUUUGGUUUAUAUUCCUUUAAAAUUUAGCUGUAUUGUAAAAUAAAAUGCUGGAUUUUCUGCCUGGAUCUCCAAA